Molecule: messenger RNA, 771 nt
Organism: Dreissena polymorpha
Lineage: Eukaryota; Metazoa; Mollusca; Bivalvia; Myida; Dreissenidae
Product: neuronal acetylcholine receptor subunit alpha-6-like
Exons: 1
Coding region: 1-771 (256 amino acids)
Biological process (GO): nervous system process; signal transduction; monoatomic ion transmembrane transport
Cellular component (GO): synapse; neuron projection; membrane
Molecular function (GO): monoatomic ion channel activity; transmembrane signaling receptor activity; neurotransmitter receptor activity
Source: RefSeq, a predicted model, not a curated record
AUGGGGUAUGAGUUAAAUGAAGUUUUCAUCAUGCCAGAGACGGACCAAGCUAACAUGGCGUUAUUUACAGAACACCCAAUGUGGGACGUUGUUGACAACACAGCCUCCUCCGAACGAUUUGGGUCAAGUUGGCAAGUGAGUUUUGGUUUCAAACUCAAGAGAAAGCCGGAAUAUGUUAUCGUGAAUGUGUUACUACCAAUUCUUUUCCUUAGCAUCCUGAAUCUGGUAGUGUUUCUUUUGGUGCCGGAGUCAGGUGAGUGGAUUGCGUACUGUAUUACCGUUCUCCUUUCCAUCGCGGUCUUCAUGACAAUAGUCAGCGCUAUGCUACCAAGAACCUCGAAACCCGUUCCGAUCAUCUCCUUCAAACUUAUGAUAGAUAUUGCUAUAAGUUCUGCUAUUACCGUUGUGGCCAUUCUUAACCUUCGUAUCUACAACAAGGAUCCGGAAAGUCCCGUUCCGAAAUGGCUGAUUGGAAUAUACCGGAUAUUGACCUGCACCCUUUGUCGCAAGCGAAAAAUAGAACCUUUGGAGAUGAGAAAGUUACGUAGGAAAACUUCAAAAGCGAUCAGGAUACAAACUGUAAAGGCUAUCUCUACGGCUGAAAAUGACAAUAAUUUUGAGAAACAACCAUCUGAUUUAACUGUUGAAGAGCGAAUCACGUGGAAGAACAUUAGCUACAUGAUCGACGGAGUUGCUUUGUGCCUUUUCAGUCUUGCAGCAAUUGGCAGUUUCGCUGUUUUUAUGAUUAUUGUUACAGGACGCAGCAAGUAA